AUGGAUGGUAGUCAACAACAGUCGUCAGCUAAUAACUUAAACGGUGGUAAUGGUAGUGCUGGUAAUGGUGGUGAUACUCAACAACAUGGAACAACACAGGACAAAGAAUGGAUGUCGACUUCAUCCGAUGUGAUGAUGAAUUCAUUCUUUGGCACUGGGCUACAUCAACCACAGGUAUCGAAUCUGGGUUUAUCAGGAAAUACCUUUCCAUCGACUCUAACCAAGCAAGACACCGUAUUGAAUACUUUCUUCAAUCAGGAUGUCGAGUGGUCAAACAACGUGUCGAAUCAAUCAAACUUUUUUAUGCAAAACUCACUAUCGAAUGCCGGACACCAACAGAGUUUUGGGUCACUACUCCAAUCUAUACAUCCCAAUGUCAAUUCAUCUACCGCCUCUACAACAACCACCACAACCACAACAACAACAUCUGGUGGUAAUUCUACACUAGGACAAUCUAAUCCUUAUACAAAUGUUAAUUAUCAAUUCCAACAACAUCAACAUCAACAACAAAAUCAACAACAACAACAAUAUAAUACAUCAUCAUCAUCACCUAUGAAUACAACAAAUGAUGACGAUGAAAUUGUAGCUACACCUCCAACUCCAACUAUUAUCGAUCACGAUAGUAGUAUGCAACAACAACAACAUCAGCUAAACAAUCCACCUCCACUCGUUUAUCAACCGAGUUUUGGAAGAAGUGCAUCGGCGUUAAACGAUCCACUGAGUAAUCUGAUACAGAAUGAUCUGGGAGAUGCACAUCAUCCAACACCCAAUGGCGAACCUAAUGAGUAUGAACCACCCACCAAACUGGCACGCACAGCAACACUCCAACUACAGGGCAUGCCCGCCACUUCAACUGCCAACUACUCUGACCCCUAUGAAGAGCAGAUCAGCAAGGUUGCCAACCUCAAUGUACAUCUCAGCUUCUUGCGUUCACAAACCGAAAAACUCGAGGACGACGUCGAAAAGAUGAGACAAUCGUCAUCGCAGAACCUGUCGCAAUCGUCGUUCCUCGGUGGAUUGAAUAAAUACGCUGGAACCAACACUGAAAAGAUAUCACAAGAGUUCUACAAUAACCUGAUCAACCGUUAUCACGAGAGAAACGAACGAUUCCUCAAGGCGAAAGAACAACAGGUCACCGUUAUCACAACACACGACAUCGUGCUGGCAAACGAACUGCACGGUGUCUACACGACAAUGAAGAAGGAGAUCGACGAGGAGAAAGCGGAACUACAGAAUCUGCUGUCGAAAACGAUAUUACAACCACCCGAUCUCCAUCAGAUUCGAAAGACAAUCGAAGGUUUGCAAUCUCACUAUCGUAUCGUCGAUGUACUCUACAACGAACUACAAUAUGUGCUCAACAAGAAGAAACCAGAGAGUUGUUGCGCCAUCAUCCUACUGCAACAACCACCUUCGCAAGUCAUAUUUCGUGGUGGCAAAGGUAUUGCCGAUCCAUACAAUAUCGAGCUGGUCACCGGUGUCAUGAUGCCCGACUCGAUCUCGACGGUGACCGCACAGAUCGACAAGAGCGAAUCGGCCACCAAGAAAGAAAAGUCAGCGGCGACACCGUCACUCGAGAACAACGAAUGUUCACUCGACAAACUGAAAGCAACCUUUACCAACUUGAAAGUCAAUAUCUCCACACGUAUGAACCCAUCGCAUCUCAAAUUCACUGCAACCGUCAAGGACAAAGGCAACAAAGCGAGCAAGUCUAUAGAAUCGGUUCAAACCAAUCCGAUCGUAGUAAUCACCAACGAAUCUCAGUGGUCAGAGGCAGCAGGUAAACUACUGGUCGGUGAAAUCUUUGAAGAUCGCAGUGAAGUCCCAUGGGAACUAUUCGCCAACAUCCUACACAGUCACGUGUUCACAACGACAGGACAAAUUCCAAACGAACCAAAAAGAAAAUUACAUACAUGGGAAUGGGAUUAUAUACAACAAAAUCAUUUUGGAUCGAAAGCAUCUCUUACAAAAACAGAGUGUAAAGAAUUUUGGGCAAAGUUUGGUCCGAUUUUGCAGACGAUUCAUUUCAAGAGACAUAUUUCAUCGUUGUGGUUCGAAGGUUUGAUAUGUGGAUUCAUUUCAAAGAAUGAGUGUAACAGUAGUUUGUAUCCGGCAGAGGAAGGUUCGUUUUUAAUUAGAUUCAGUGAUAGUUUGCCAGGUUCGUUUGCCGUGGCCUACGUUACGAACGACGAGAACGAGCGUGUUAAACAUUAUCUGGUGAGGCCAGAAGAGAUCGGUCCAAACAAAACACUACCCGACUUUUUACGUGAACGCUAUCAAUUCAAGACUCUGUACAAAUUGGAUCCUCCAAACAAACUAAUGAAACCCGUUCCAAAAGAUGAAGCAUUCAAAGAUUUCUAUUCUAAACGUAUAACUAAAGUUGGAAAUCCUGGUUAUGUUUCUGAAGAUUCGUCAAAUAAACAUUACUCACACUUCAAAUUACUCUACUCCACUUCAACAACUUGCCUAAUAAUUAGAAUCCUAAAGAUUAGAAAUUAA
Heterostelium album PN500 is the source of this 2496-nucleotide messenger RNA. RefSeq names its product signal transducer and activator of transcription family protein (gene dstD). Gene Ontology annotation, molecular function: RNA polymerase II cis-regulatory region sequence-specific DNA binding; DNA-binding transcription factor activity, RNA polymerase II-specific. Gene Ontology annotation, biological process: regulation of cell population proliferation; regulation of transcription by RNA polymerase II; defense response. The record is from RefSeq and is a predicted model, not a curated record. Bases 1 to 2496 code for a protein of 831 amino acids. The transcript has 4 exons. Lineage: Eukaryota; Evosea; Eumycetozoa; Acytosteliales; Acytosteliaceae.